This is a messenger RNA of Phyllostomus hastatus (greater spear-nosed bat), 2646 nucleotides long. It is a transcript of the gene TMEM169, whose product is annotated as transmembrane protein 169. The transcript is spliced from 3 exons. The record is from RefSeq and is a predicted model, not a curated record. The coding region runs from base 191 to 1084 and encodes 297 amino acids. NCBI's taxonomy places the organism in Eukaryota, Metazoa, Chordata, Mammalia, Chiroptera, Phyllostomidae.
GCCCAGCCCCGCGGGCCACGGCAGCUUUGCAUCCUCCCAUCCUCGGAGAGACCCCUCCCCCGCGACGGCGGUGUCUCCAGCCAGUCGCUGUCUCCGGCACGUGUAGGAAGAAGCUCUGUGAUGUGUGGAUUGUAAAUUUGGCCAAGCAAACUGGGCUCUUCACAAGGUACAACUAGACGUGAGGACUAGGAUGGAAGAGUCGGCAUCAGUGGGAAGCCAGGGCCGGCUCCCAAGUCCCCACCAGGGCUCUCUGAGGAAGGCUGUGGCUGCUGCCCUGGCCCUGGAUGGGGAAUCCACGAUGGGUAGCAGGAAGAAGAAGAAGAAGGAGUUCCGCCCAGAAUCCAUCAUCAUCUACCGGUCAGACAAUGAGAAAAUGGACAAGGAACCUGGGGAAUCAGAAGGUGGAGACCAGCCUAAAGAGGAGGAAGGAGAGGACUUCCUUGACUACCCUGCUGAUGAUGGUAUGUGGAACAUGCCUUUGGACAGCCGCUAUGUCACAUUAACGGGGACCAUCACACGAGGGAAGAAGAAGGGGCAGAUGGUGGACAUCCAUGUCACAUUGACUGAGAAGGAGCUGCAGGAACUGACCAAGCCUAAAGAGUCGUUGAAGGAAGCAACGCCUGACGGCAGAAAGAUCUGCCCGGUGGCAGCAGACCGUGGGCCCCACGUGGUCCUCUGGACGCUGGUCUGCCUGCCUGUGGUUUUUAUUCUCUCUUUCGUGGUCUCUUUCUACUAUGGCACUAUCACUUGGUACAACAUCUUCCUUGUGUACAAUGAGGAGAGGACCUUCUGGCACAAGAUCUCGUGUUGCCCCUGCCUCAUUCUCUUCUAUCCAGUGCUCAUCAUGGCCAUGGCCUCCUCGCUGGGCCUCUAUGCUGCUGUGGUUCAGCUCUCAUGGUCCUGGGGAGCCUGGUGGCAAGCUGCCCGGGACAUGGAGAAAGGCUUCUGUGGCUGGCUUUGCAGCAAGCUGGGUCUGGAGGAGUGUUCUCCUUACAGCAUUGUGGAGUUGCUUGAAUAUGACAAUAUUUCAGGCAAUCUCUCCACCAAGGACCCCACACAGGACGUAGAAACUUCCACUGUCUAAACUCCCAACAGCUUACUUCUUCCUCUGGUCCCAGUAGUCUGUAUAUCAUCUUCCAAUUGCAAAAGAUUCUUUCUUUAAAUUAUUCCCACCCCCUUCUCUCAGUUCCGGAAAAUUCCAGCCCACAGUGAUCUGCUGUACCAUUUUGAUGGUUCUAAGAGGGCAGGGAACAGAAAAGCAACUUAUGUGAAAGUUGCUCAUACAAUGGACAAACUCUUCUUCACUCCCUGUGCUAAAACAGCCAUUUAUCUGGGACAGAGAGCUGGGCUGUGUAUCAUUUCAGGAGCUUGAAGGUGUUACUGGUGCCAGGAGUCCAGGGUAGCAUGUGACAGGGAGAAUAAGGAGGCUCUGGGGGGACCAAUAAAAUACUAGAUAACAAUGCAGUGAAACAUUCAGAAAGCAGGCAUACCACAGUGUAUCAGAAAGUAGAGAUUUGCGUGUAUCACUUAGAGUUAUUUAGCUGCUUAUAAUUGAUAUCCCCAAACAUCAGUGGUUUAAACAAGAGAGAAGUUUCUUGUGUAGAAGUCUGGAGGCAGACCGUCCCCUGACGUUCCCUGAGUCACGGGAACCCAGGCUUCUUUUAUUUCCCUACCAUUGGUGAGAUGUGACCCCCAUCACCCCUUUCUUCAACACCCGCAUGCUAAUUACAUAUGCUGCCAGCUCACUGUUUCUGGCAGAACAGAGGGAGGGGCAAAGAAGCACAUUCUCUGUAGUCAAGGACACUUCGCAGAAGUCUCACACAACACUUCUUGUAUCACAUUGGCCACACCUUAGUCACAUGACCUCACAAGCAAAAGAGGCUGCAAAAUGUUUCUGGAGCAGUUACAUGCUAGGUUAAAUAUUGUGGUUAUGUUAAUUUAAGAGGAAGGGGAAAAAGAAGAAUAGCUAUUUUGGCAGGCAGGGAAGAAUCCCAGUAAUUAUUUAAAUACAUUCAGAUUCCAAACUGCUAAUAUAGCUUUAUUUAUUUAUUUAUUUAGGUCUAAAUCUUACAUAGAUUUUAUAUAUAGGUACUAGCUAUAUAUACUAUGUAUAUGCUAUACAGAAAUGUUAGUAACUCAUGUACUUGGCAAUAAAAUGUAAUGUCACGUAGUUUCAGGGUCUUUUAGAAGGAAAGACUAAACAGUUGAGUAUGAUUAUAUAAUAGUAGCAUACCUGUUUUCUCUGGUAGUGAAGGUGGGACUGUGAUAUUUUAUUUACAGAUUAAAGACUUUCACGGGAGGCUUGCAUCUGUCACGUACCCCCCUGCCCAUCCCCAACAGGGUUCAGUAACCCUAAAUAGGAAGAGCAAGUUGAAUUAUCACAGGUCAGCAAGUUUUGGAGCUUUGGAGCCUUACAAGAAUAGUUGGUACUCAUUUCUUAUUGAUAUCUCAGCAAGAAGCUGUUGAAAGAACUGCAAAUCAGACCAGACUAGUCGGGCAUGCAUUCCCACAAAAGCCCAGGGCUCUUUGCCUAAUGCAUGGUGCUGAAAUCCAUCUUCAGAAAACACCCCACCCCUCUUUAAUUAACUACUUUUAGUUUGACAAAAUCAACAUUCUGUCCAGAAUUCUUGAAGAUAACCUUGGUGC